AUGAUGGAGUCUCUUGAAGAUAUGGAUUUGGAGACAAGCCAAGCGAAUGAGUCUAAAGCCCACCCAGUCUUCUUCUCUCUAGACUAUCAGCAUGUCCAAGUGCCCUUUGAGAUUACCCUGUGGAUCAUGUUGGCUUCCUUGGCUAAAAUAGGUAUGUUUCUCCAGGCAGGGGUUGGUGGGCUGGGUAGUAGAGCAUCUGCUUCACGUGCAAAAGUUCCCAGGUUGAGGAUACGGAUUUAGAAGAAAAGACAAGCAAAUGCAUCUAAAGCCCAUCUAGUCUUCUUCUCUCUGGACUAUCAUCCAGUUAGGGAAGUGAGAGACUCAUACCUGCAACCACUAGAAGUCAGUGUUGACAAUAUGAAGCUAGACAGACCAUUGGUUUGACUUGGGAUAAGGCAGCUUUCUGUGUUAGUCCCAGGGAGUGGGUUGGGAUGGUGGAUAAAUUUGGUUUGGUUUGCACUGUAAUCUGAACAUACCUAAUACAAGCUUCCCAAAAGUAUAUGUGAGUUGAAAUGCAGCUGCACUUUGAAAUUCGCUGUAUUUUGUGACAUGGUUCUUCAGCCAGAUAAUGCGAACAAACGUGCAUAAUGUUAGGGGGAAGUGUUGCAGAAAAAUGCACAAGAUAGUGAAAGUACAAAAAGGCAUCAUAUUAGGUAUAACUGCUUGCAACAAGCUGUAUAUUAGGAUAAAUUCACACUAAUAUGCUGGUGAAUUUUCAUGAGGACUUAACAAAACGGUUUGCAAACUGAUGCGGAAAUGUGGAAAGCUGAAUUUAAGAUUGGAAAAAUGGAAGAAUUUUUUUAGAAAGUCUGAUCCAUUCAUCUCUAGGGGUGAGGUAUAUAUUACGAGUGUUUAUUGGGCACCAUGCCUCUUGCGGGUACCGUUUUGAAAUGCAUGUAGAGGCUUUUGUUUAACAGCAAUGCCAAAUGCCAAAACUGUACACCAGCGUCCUGUGAAACAAUCAAGAAAGUUCAAAGAAAUCAGACCACGUCCAAAUCUUUAUAGAGGCAUAUCAAUGAGUUAUUUUUAGCAAUAUAAACUGUGACAUAACAUAAUGCAUGGUUUAAAUUGUAAACAGUGCUUUUUUCUAGGGAAAAAAAGCACUGAUUGUAACACUUUGAAGCUCUUGUUUUGUCUGUACAGGGACUCUGCAACAGGCCUCUCUGAUUGCUAUCUGUCUAUAAAAAAAAUCCAACCUCCUCCAAUCCAUUUGUUUCCUUCAAGAACAAUAAAACAGCUGAAUCUUUCCAAUGAGACAGUAAGAAUCCCCCCAUUAAUGUAUUAUUCAGAUGCACAAAUUAGCUGGCUGCAUUGUGCAGCAGUAUGGAUGGAGGGCUUUAGAAGGCUGCAUUGAUGUUUUCCGUUCAUUUGAAGUAUGAAUGAUUCACGUACAUUUAAAUUGAAUUCUCCACAACUAAUAAAGCUGUCUCUGAUUACAAGCACUCAAAAGCUUUUUGGAACUGCAGACAAUAAACCCUGAGUAUAUAUAUUUUUUAAAAAAAGUUAAAUGUCUUUCUGAAAGAUUAUGUUGAGUUGACCACAUCAUAUAUUUUGCUUGGAAAAGUAUUUAAUGAGCAGCUGUUGAAAUCUAAAUACCUCUAGCUAUUUUUAAAGGUAGGGCUUGAUCCGAAAAUGCUUGGGAUACAGGAUUCUCCCCCCCCCCAUUGUGCGUCCCUUAAUUUUGAGGUGGCUAAGGGAUGUUUGUGUAUGUCCUUUCUUUCAUUCUAUAUAGCUUGGGCCCUGGUUAGCGAAAAGAUCUUAUGUCCCUUUGCAAACCCACCUGAAUGCUAAGAUUCUUGGGUUAGCACAUUCUCUUAAUCCCAUCCACCGCACGGUUGGCGGUGCCACAAGAAAAAAGUCAUUUCUCUGGCUGCUCCCGUAUCGUGGGAUUCCCUUCCAAGAGAUGUUAGACUGGCUCCCCCCUUGUUGUCUUUCCACCUGCAAGCUAAGACCUUCCUAUUCUGACAGGCAUUUGAAAACUAAGGUCCAGACAAUGCUGACCACUUAGGCUGCUGUCAGGACAAAGCGUAAUUUAAUUGCUGGUUAAUUAAUAAUGAUGGUCCUAUAUGUGUUUCAAUGCAUUUUAACAAUUGUUUUUAACGACCUUGUUUUUAUUACUUUGUAUUUUAUAAUGAUGUUUUUUUUUUUAAAUGUUGUAAGCUGCCUUGAAUCCCAGCUUGGGAGAAAGGCAGGAUAGAAUACAUUAAAUAAUAAUAAAUACAUUCUAAAAACUAUUUAGCUAAUGACCGCACUCUGCAGGAACACCACCUCCUGCCCCCCUCCCCCCCGCUUUCUGCAAUUCAGUUAAAGCUCUGAAGAAGACAUCACGAGGUAUCUCCUUCUUAGGGGCUUUUUUAGAUCAGGAAAAGUGGGCAGCUAGGGAGACUGCAGAAUGCUGGAGAAAUGCUUACUAGAAAGAAACACCUAGACAGUGUGUAUACACACCCAGAGGCAUAGCAAACCCAGGUGGUACGCAGUGCGGAAAUUUUUUUGUCAACCCCCCCCCCAAAUCGACAGCUCAGUGUAGGCUUGGGAGUCAUGGGCGGGUGCCAAAUGUCACCCCCUCAGCGAAGACACCUGGGGUGGUCCGCUCCCCCUUCCUACACCUCUGCGCCCCCACCCCCACGACUCCCAAGUACCCUGAGCCAUCGGGGAAAGGGGGGAGCGAUGCCGCUUUGCCAGGGUGCUGGCAAAGCUGCACAGCUCAUCCUCUCAGGAGCCACGGCUCCCGUGCAUCCCCCUCCCUCCCAAGAUACGAUACAAUAAUCUUUAUUAUCAUUGUCCCAUACAGAACAACGAAAUUGAAAAAUCUACAUAAAACAUUCAAAACCCAACAAGCCUGCUAUCCCAGCUAUCCCAACCUGGUUAGCCCCCUAAAAACUCUGAUACCCCAUUUUUAAAUACAAUAUACUCUCAUAGAGACUCCUUACACUGCGUUUAAAACCAAAAUCGCAUUUGGGUAGAAACUUUUUCUCAGGCGGCCCCCCUCCCAGCCUCCCUCCCUCCCUGGCUCGCUGUAAAGCUGCAAAGUAGGAGCCGCUUACGGAGAGCCAGGGAGGGGGGGGGCUGCCAGCUCACUGUAAGUGGCUCCUGCCGGUGGUGGAGGGACCCCCCCGCCAUCAGUACAGUGCAUGUGCGACGUUGCAACACACAGUGCAUGUGUGUGACACCACGCAUGCGCUGUACCUAGCGUUUUGUCACCGGCGCUGCCUGAGUGCCGUACGGACGGUGGUGGGAUCCUCUGCUUGCGGCUGCAGUGGCAACAGAGGGAUCCCACUGCCAUCCGUACGGUGGUCGGGUGGCGCCAGUGGCAGACCGCUAUCUACAGCUCAUGUGCGGCAUCGCUAUGUACAGCACAUGUGUGUGACACCACACAUGCGUUGUACAUAGUGGUUUGCUGCCGGUGCCACUUGAACGUCGUACAGAUGGACAGUGGUGGGAUCCUCUGCUCGCGGCUGCAGCCACGAAUGGAGGAUCCUCGACAUGCGGCUGUGGCGGUGCAAUGGCUGCUCGUGCCGACACACCCAGGCCGGGGUGGCAGGGCAAGCACCCCCACGGGGUGCCGUCUUGUAACCCCACAGACAUGGAACCAGGGGUGCACCGCCCCCCGCCCCGACCUUGCGACGCCACUGUACAGACCUAUUUACCCUGCAUCUACUGUGCUCCCACUGCUGGUUUGAAAAGAAGUGUGCACAUAAUUUUAGCCACAGUCCAUCUACCAUAGACAGCCACACUGCCCCCAGCCACCUUUAUGAUAAACUAAGCUUAAAAAAUGCACAUCCAUUGAAAUGAAACAAAUCAAAAGUCCCUUGAAAACGACACAAAAAUGAAAGUCUCUGAAUAAUCCCUACCAGCAUUUUAGUGCACAUUUCUCCUAAUAAUCACAAAUAACCACAUUUUUACUCAUGUGCACCUUUCCCCCCCAAGCAAUUUUCUCCACUUUACUGUAUGUGUUAUGUUCACCAAUAUCUUCAUUUUUAUGCACCGUCUCCCCUAACAUGCUUUUUUGUAAAUGUCAUUUGAAGAACUGCAUCACAAAAUUGGAGAAGUGCAAAUUUUGAAGGAUAGUAUUUGAUUUCCCAUAUUGUUUUGGAAAGUGGGAAUUUGAUAGGUUCAGCUUUAAUGCAUACUAGUUCUGACUCCAGCCCACCAGGUGAUUAGUUUCUGCUUCCUGACCCACAAUUCACACAACACUUGGCUUGGUGGAGACACAAGCACAUAAGCUGAAAUGACCACAAAGCAACAGAUGCUUCUGAUUUCCCACUAAUGUUGCCUCUUGACCUUUGCAGGUUUCCAUUUGUUUGAGAAACUACCUUCCGUUGUCCCCGAAAGCUGCUUAUUGAUUUUCGUGGGGCUUAUCAUGGGAGGGAUCAUUUAUGGCUUAAACGACAAAUCCCCUCCGGUCAUGGACAGUGACAUCUUCUUCCUCUACCUCCUGCCACCCAUUGUCCUGGAUGCUGGCUAUUUCAUGCCCAGUCGCCCCUUCUUUGAGAACAUUGGGACAAUCCUCCUAUAUGCUGUUGUGGGGACGAUAUGGAACGUCUUUGGAAUUGGAUUCUCACUCUAUGGGAUAUGCCAAGUGGACACCUUCCAGCUACGUGAUAUAUCUUUGCUUCAUAACCUCUUGUUCAGUAGCUUGAUUGCAGCUGUUGACCCUGUUGCUGUGCUGUCUGUGUUCGAAGAGAUACAUGUCAAUGAGAAGCUUCACAUUUUGGUAUUUGGAGAAUCUCUUCUCAAUGAUGCUGUGACAGUUGUAAGUAUGUCUUCUUGAGACCUUGAUGUACAUCAAAGUGCUGUUUCUAGGGUAGGGACGGGAAACCUCUGGGCCAUGUUCCAAAUGUGGCCCCCCAGGCCUUUUUAUCUGGCCCUCAAGUCUCUUCCCAAGUCUCACCCCUCUCCCCAGUCAAAUCAAUUCUCUACAGGCCACAUCCUUCACCAGACCUGCAUUGCACAUUGGACAUUUUUGCCUGCCUAGAUUGUUUCCUCAAAUUCUGAUAAUGCUUCAUGCUCGCUUGGAUGGAUGGAAUUUUUGUUGGUUGCUAGGAAAAAUAGGUAUAUAAAAGGAUAAUCCCCUGGAUGCCAAGAUCCAGGUUUGGGGCAAAUACUCUUUGAUGAGAGAACCCCAGCAGAGAUUUAAAAUCACAAAAUAUACAACAAAGUAAAGCGUGAAAAUUUGGCUGUUAGACCUUUAAAAUAGGCCCUUCUAAGUACCUUCCAAAGUUCCCCUCUUCCCCAACAUAGAAAAACACCACACAUUUGGUAAGUUAUUUUUUUAUAUAUAUACUUACAAAUUAUUCAAAGGUUAGGUUCAUGUGCUUUUCCAUAUGUCAGUCAGAAAACACAGGCAGUAACACUUGAGUUACUGUGCUGAAAGUUCUUAAAUUAUUGGUAUAGAAACACAAUAAAGGCAUAUUAGAGCCAUGCAGUCUGAGUUUGGAGCAACCAGCUCAGACCUCUUUACAUGCUGAGCUUCUCAACAACAGGCCUGAUUACCUUCCUCCCAAGGUGAGGGGGAGUGACCUAGCUAAGCUUGGCAGGACAGCUUACUCUAUGGCAUUAACCCCAUUCAUGUAUUAAUUAGACAUGCUGGAAACCCAGCCAAAGGGCUGGGGUAGAAAUAAGAAAUUAUUAUUAUUAUUAUUAUUAUUAUUAUUAAUGAGGCUGGUUAUCACACAAUUAUGUGUUGGUCAUUCAUUGAUGGCAUGUGAUGCACAACCUUAUUGAGGGCUGAGAGUCGGAAUGGAGUAGUGGUUGCAGUAGAACUUGGGAGGCAAAUGUUUGAACCCUUGCUCAGCAAUGGAACUCACUGAUUGGCCUUGGUCUCAGUCAUUGUGCCUCAUCCUAACUGAGUAGUGUGGUGGCAAAUACAGAAGUGCAGGGUCACUUCAUGAUAGUCACAGCCACACACCCCAGAGCCAUGCCCCUUUCUAAAAUUAUACCGCCCCUAAGACUUAUAAAGUCUUAUAAUCAUACAAUAAUAAUAAUUAGAGAAUGCAUUGCAGUGAUCAAUGCAGAUCUCCAUGUGUUGUCUUUCAGCCAGACCUACUAUUUUCUCUGUACAUAGAUGAGUAAAUGAUUUGAAGUGCUCCAAUAUCUUCUUUCAGAAUGACUUGUGUUUUCCUUGAAGUUCCAUUGCACAAAGUAUUUAUUGAAACUGAAGCACCUUGUGUUUUCAGUCUUCAUAAAUUCAUAGCUUUGAAGCACAGAGAACAACUCCUUGGUGCUCUUUCCACAUGCCUUCUCCAGAGUGACCCUGGGAGCCAAUCCUCAAUGGCCAACUAACUUGAUUUUAAUCUGAUGGACUCUAAGCAGCCCAAAGAGUGAGAAGACUUCUUCCCAGCGGUUAAAAAGCUCCCCCUUUAAGCUGAUUGGGCAGCUGUAAGAUGCUGGAGACAGGACCCUGCUGGGACCCUGCUGCAGAAAUAGUAAUGGGUCUUUGAUUACCUUCCUCCCGCACUGCACAACCCUAGACCACUACACCUCUGUCCUAGCCUACCUCUUAGAGUUGUUGGGAGGAUAAAAUGGUAUGGGGGAAGAACCAUAUACAUGGCCCCAAGCUGCUUGGAGUAGGAACAGGAUUGGAUAUGUGGAAAUCUGGAUAUGGUCAAUGCCUAGAUGGAAGACCGCUGGGAAUGUCUGUGUGCUGCAUACUGGGUUCUGCCAUGCCGGAAAUGCAAAAGAUAAAUGCAACACACCUAUGGAUUCAGUAAUCCUGCUUAGACCAAAUGUGAAAGGACCAGAAUAAUAAGCAAAAAUGGAGAUGAUUAAUUUGCCACAUGUUCCACUACAUGGGGGUCUCACCUUGUAAAGCUCUCUCUCUCCAUCUCUCUCCAUUAAAACCUUUCUGUUUUGUUCAUUUCUGUCUUCUUCUUAGGUCUUGUAUAAGCUGUUCAGGUCCUUCUGUGAAAUGCCAUCAAUUAAAACAGCGGAUGUGUUCGCAGGAAUUGGGAAGUUUUUUGUGGUCGGAAUCGGCGGAGUCCUGGUGGGCCUCCUGUUUGGCAUGAUAGCCGCCUUUACCACACGAUUCACCAAAAAUAUUCGUGUGAUCGAGCCCCUUUUUGUCUUCCUCUACAGUUACCUGUCCUAUCUCACAGCAGAAAUGUUCCACCUGUCUGGUAUUGUGGCGUAAGUAGAUUGAGGAACUUCAGAGUAUUUCAGGCUUGCAUGGCUCAGUGUUGAACCAAACUGGGCCUAAAGUGCAAGCUUUCAGAAGUAUCAGCAUUGUGGCUAGGAUUAUGAGGGUGGUGGCAGUGGAAAUCAGUGUGGUAAACAGAAAGUUUUGAGACAUUAGCCCAGGGACAAAAACCUAUUUGUUGUGGCUAUAUGAACAGACAGAAAUUGGGAUGUGAUUUCUUUCAAAUGUAGUCUGUCAGGGCUUAUCCACACUUACCUUUCCUCUGCGCUUUCCAGCUUGUGCUCUAAAGCUCCAUGUCCGAGCACCCCUUUAAUUGCUCCAGAGCUGAACUUAUGAAAACCUGCUCUUUAAAGCUGAACUGAAGAAAAUGGCAAUCUGUGGAAAAACCAAAUAGCUGUUUGCUCUGAUUCAGCUUUAGAGAGCAAGUUUUUGCAGGGACAUGUCUGGAGCAAAAAUUAAAGGGGCACUCAGACACAGAGCUUUAAAGUGGAGGCCUUAAAAUGCCUGAAAAGAGGUGGAUAACCCCUCAGUCCAUGUAUUGCAUUAUGAUUUGUGGUUUGGAAAGGGAAAGGAAUGGGAAGAGCCAUUGUUUUGUGGUAGAUCAUCUGCCUUGCAUGCAGAAGACUCCAGGUUCAAUUUCCAGCAUUUCUAGGUAGGGCUGGAAACCCUUGUAUGAAAUCAAACCACACAGGCAAAGGCACAGAACUUUGCAAGGCUCCGUUGAUCAGCUGACUGUUGGCCCUUGCAAAGCCCUAUGCCUUUGUGAGCGCCAGCAAUCAUAGCAGAACAUGCAAAGGCACAAGACUUUGCAAGUGGCAAUCGGCUGAUUGUUGGCACUUGUAAAGCCCUCCUGUGUGGCUUGGUGGCUUUCUGUGGGCUGGAGAUUCCCCACUGUUGCCUGAAGUGGAAAAGUGUGCGGAACUUUCUUUUAUUUUCUCUUUCAGAAUUAUUGCAUGCGCAAUGGGCAUGAAACGCUAUGUGGAGGCCAACAUUUCUCUGAAGUCCCACACGACCAUUAAAUACUUCAUGAAGAUGUGGAGCAGUGUUAGUGACACCCUCAUCUUCAUCUUCCUAGGAGUCUCCACCAUCGGUGACAAUCAUGAGUGGAGUUGGUCGUACAUUUGCUUCACAGUCAUUUUCUGUCUCCUUUGGAGAGCACUAGGUAUAGAGCCCUUGAAAGAUGGUAUAAGUUCAUGCAUGGAUCUGAUCACAAUUGCACAGUAUUUACAUAUGCAUCCCUGUAUCUACCCACCACCAGUGCUAUUUGUUCUGCUGGGAAGAAGAAUGCAAGCAUAGUGCAUAUAUAUGUGUAUGUGUUUGUAUUUUUAACAGUUAAUAGCAGCUUUUGGGGAGAUGCUUAGACUGGAGAAGUGGUAGAGGAGGAAAGGAUUAAAUAUCCUCUCCACCAGCCCUGGUGUUCCUUCCCCAGUCAAGCUUUGCAAUAAAGAAAAAGAAUUUCUAGAGGCAGGUCUCUAAGGCCCCAAGACAGGGCCUAGGGGCAGCAGAUGACUUCCUCCAGCAAGCACUCAAGUGCCACUGGGCCCUUUCAUAGUCAUCGGCUAGGGAGCCUCCUGUGGCUCCACUUCCUUUCUGAGAAAUGCAGAGCCUUAAAAUUGCAGUCCAGCAUGUUGCUGCCUGUCCAAAGAUUUUUUCACUGGGUAUGUUUUCUGUGUCAGCAAGCAGGGUUGGUGGAGUGUGCAGCUUUUAGGAAUGAGACUGUUAACCCCCUGAUAGAUUUGGAGGUCCAGGUUCAGGGCUUUCAUGCCUGGUUAUUGUCCAUUAGUGUUGGGCCUGGACUAUGUGUUGAGUCUUGUGUGUACUGCUUUCUGGGUCUCCAUCACUAGCCUCUUGUCCCCUGUGUCACUGCUGGAGUCAUUACAGAGCAUUGGGAUUGGCCUUUACUAGGGAUGUUGGAGAAUUCCAAUGGAAACAGGAGUAGAAACUGCUGAUGUUUUCUUAUUUGUCCCAUGUCCAGAACAUAGCUGUCAACUUUCAGAUUUGAAAAUAAGGGAUCAGCAGUCUCACCUGUCCCGGGGACAGUCUAAGGGGUAUCUAACAAUCCGGGAUAGCAGCGGGAAGCAGCGGGAAACAAUGCUGCAAUAAGGGAAUUUCCCGCAAAAAAAGGGGUCCAGAACGGACUGUUGUUGCUUUCAGUCUGCAAACAAUAUGUAAUUGAUUUCCUCCCACCAUUUGGAUUGUGUUUCCUUUGCAAUGAAAUUCAUGGGAUGGAAUAAUACGAUGACGAUGCUGUUAAUUCCAUCAGUUCCAUAACUUAUGUAAUGUAGUUUUCAGCAGAAGACAAACUGCAGUGAAACAUAAGCAACUCUGCAUGUGAGGAGUACAGAGUAGAUGAUGCCUAAACUUCACAAUUACCAGUUUAGUUCCCUUUCACUCCUGAUAACUUGCCAACUUACUUCAUCUGUUUUAGGAGUUCUUGUCCUGACUUUCAUCAUAAACAGAUCACAUGUCAACACCGUUACACCCAAGGACCAGUUCAUUAUUGCCUAUGGGGGGCUUAGAGGAGCCAUCUGUUUCUCCCUGGUUUUCUUGCUCCCUGACUAUCCGAGAAAGAAGCUCUUCAUUGCAGCAACCACUGUUGUGAUCCUCUUCACUGUGUUUGUACAGGUAAAAUGAAGGCUGUGACUGUAAUUCUCCUCUGAGUAGAUUUGUUAACUACUAUUGUAGUUUUCUCGUAGACUUGUAAACUACUAUUCUGAAGACAUCCUUCCAUGAAAUUUUCACACAGAUCUGAAUCUGGACACUCUCUCAACACACACGAUUAUUUAUUUAGAGCAAUUCAAAAACUGCUUAAUGAAAAUGAAAUCAAAUCUCUAAGUGGUGUGCUUAAAAUAAUGUAAAAUAGUAAUCAACAAAGCAAGCAAAAUCAACCAAGUUUAAAACUGAAAACUACCCGUAUUUUUCUCCCUAUAAGACGCACCAGACCAUAAGAUGCACCUAGUUUUUGGAGGAGGAAAACAAGAAAAAAAAUAUUCUGAAUCUCAGAAAGCAGCGAUCCCUCUUGUUGUUCUGGCUUCUGGGAUAGCUGCGCAGCCUGCAUUCGCUCCAUAAGACGCACACACACAUUUCCCCUUACUUUUUAGGAGGGAAAAAGUGAGUCUUAUAGAGCAAAAAAUACGGUAAAUUAUAAGUCAUGUUAGGCUUGCUGGAAUAAAAAGGGGACAACUGUUGUGAAGGAGUCAACACUGGAGGCACAGGACAUUUUUAGUCAGCACCAUGCACUUGUGUGCUUGCAUGGGCUGCUGGCAUCAGUUGGCAUUGCUACUUUGUCAGCAGCUGUGCAUAUUAUUGUGUGCUACCCAAUUCUCCUGCCAGUGAAAGACUCCAGGGGUUCCUAUGCUUACGCAAGGACUGAGGUGCCCCCUGCCUCCAUUGCCACUUUCCAAAAGCCAACAGCAAAGGUGGGCUGCUUUUGCCUCUCAUCUCAGCCAAUCCACAGGCAAGACAAUUGACUACCUUGAGAAAAUACCUGAAAAUGUGCAAAUGUGUACCAGCUGGUGCACAUUUGAAAUGAUUGCACUCUGCUUCCCCAUAUUACCCGUGGCUUUUCAAGAGAUAGCCUAGGCUUGCCGUAUUUCAAAAAGGAAGACCCCAAUUAUUAUUUUUUACAAAAACGCCAAUGAAACAUCAAUUCGGCCUUUGAAAUGUAUGGCAGCCCUAGGUUUGUCACUCCUACAGCAGAGGAUAUUGAGAGUUUCACCAGAAUUAAAUUUCUGGUUGCUGUUGACAGACAUACUUGUAAACUCCUGAGCAAGAUUCUAUGAUUCUAAGAAACUUUGCUCAAUUCGUGUCUUUUUGUGGCAUCAUGUGCCCUUAAUGGGGUGGAGAGGGGUGAGUGGAGGGGGGAAUAGCAUACAGUAUACUGUGCUGUAAAACAGAUAUAAUGUAUAUAUUUGCCUUGCACUGCCAUCUUGUGGCUAAACUACAUCCUUAAUUAUAGCACAUCUGGGACCUAAAUAUAUUUUUAAAUAUCUAACUUGAAACAGGAAAGUUGAAACUGGGUACUGGAUAGUCCCCCCCAAUAGCUUUAUUGAGUUUUUAAAAAUAUAUAUUUUAUUUUAUUAAAAUACAAAAUCAAGUGUAAAGCAAACUAGUAACAGAGAACUGGUAUGAUAUUCUGAAGCAGAAACAAAAAGGGGGCCAUAGACAUUGGAAAUGCAUUCCGGACUUUUGAUAUAAUAGAAAUUAUAUCAUAUGGUGCUGUUGCUGUUAUAUAGACUUGUUAUAAAUCCAAAUAACAACAUCAACAGCACCACCAUUAACAUGGAUAUCCUUUAUGGGAUGAGCUGCAUUUCCAGUUAAGCUUAGGUUUGUGAAACUAUGCACAUAUUCCUAUUUUAUUGUACUUUAUUCUACUGAGUUUCAAUAAUGACAGGCAGGUGCAUUACAAAGAAAUGGAACAAAAAUAGGUUUUUAAAAAAUAAAUAAAUAAGAUUAGUUGUCACAAUUCUCAAUAAAGAAAUAUAGUAUGCAACUAUGUAAUUUAAACACAGGGAUGUGUGGCGUACAAUUACAAAGGGCUCCAUGGUCUAAAGCAAAACUGUUUUUAAAAAUUCACUUUAAAAAAGAAUCUGAAAGCUGUACUAAAACCAGACAGGCACCCAGAGCUGUGGUACCUGAUGCUCCUGAGCCAAAGGGUUUGUAUAUAAUAUAACAUUAAAGCAAUUGGUAAAGAAGUGAUCUCGAACACUUUGGCCUACGGACACUGAGUUUACAUCAGAUUUCCCCCCCAAGAAGUGCUAUUUGCCAAAUCUUGGAAUACCAAUAGAAUGUAGGGUUUCCAUUUACAGUGGUGCCUCGCAAGACGAAAUUAAUUCGUUCUGUGAGUUUUUUGUCUAGCGAAUUUUUCGUCUUGCGAAGCACAAAAUCCCAUAGGAAUGCAUUGAAAUUCAUGGUCAAAAAAAGUCCAAACAAAGCCAAAUUUGGUACAACAAGAGUUUAUUAAGUGCUAUUUAAAGUCACACAUACUGUAAAGAGCAUUUCAAAAAUUGAAGGAACAAUAAAUUCAAAAAUUGAAGGAACAAUAAAAAUCAGAAAAAUUCAGAAAAAAACCACACAAGCUUCCAGAUUCUUGCAAACCCCUCCUCAACUGUUCCCCCAGCCACCCACCACACAGAAAUUCAAAUCCAGAUUUUUUUAAAAAAACAACAGCAGAGUGGCCCAAUGGUCACAAAAAAACAGAAAAAUGCAGAAAAAAACACAAGCUUCCAGAUUCUUGCAAACCCCUCCUCAACACCAAGUCCUUGAAUUCCAAACACCCCAACCCAAAAUCCAAAAACCCCCAAAAAAGUUUUAAAGUUUAACUUACCAAAUGGCUGCAAAAUAAGUUUUGGAAAAGCUUCAAAAAUCACCAAAGUCUUCAAAAACCUCAAAAAAGGCUACCACACCGCGUGCUAUGAGUUGCUCCUCGAAGUCAAGUCACAACUGCACCUCUUCAAGCAAUGCACCCUGGGUAUUAACAGUUUUAAGAAAAAGGAAACAAACUUGCAAGACGUUUUUGUCUUGCGAAGCAAGCCCAUAGGGAAAUUCGUCUUGCGAAGCAGCUCAAAAAACGCAAAACCCUUUCGUCUAGCGAGUUUUUCGUCUUGCGAGGCAUUCGUCUUGCGGGGCACCACUGUAUUAUGUUCACAAGCAAAGAGUCAUCACUGUAUAGCCCAUUUUACCGUGAUUUAUUUACACAUGACAUUAAUGUGAAUUCAAAUUUAACAUGCAGAUUUCAAACAGCAUUAGCUUGGGCUGAGGGUGGUAGCGAUUGGGAUUUUGGCAGGCAGGAAUCCACCCAGCACUCAUAGGAAAUUGUUGCAUGAUAAAAGUCUGUAAUUUUAUCAGGACAAGUUAUUUGUUAUUUACCGUUGUAACAAUUGUUUUCUCAAAAUUUGCUUUCUUAAAAUAAAUAAAAACAGUAAAAGAAAAAUAGUGGCAGCCCAUUUUAACUGAUGAGGGUGCAAAUUAAGGAUAGACGUCUUAUUUUUUUGAGGCUAUUUUAGUUCUGGCAUAUUAUACUAAACUAAGAAAGCAGGAAGAAAAUAUGAAGGUUGGCCUUACCUUCUGACUACGAGUGAUCAAUUUUGUUUGUUAAAUAUUCUGCCCCCUUCAGCAUCUCAAAGGGGCACCUGUGGUUUGUAAAGACAAAAUGUAAUUUUGCUUUAAUAAAUUCAUUUUAUUAUAUUGGGAGGAGAACCCCCAAAAGCUCUCCUUCCCUGCUGUGAUCCUAGGGGGGGGGGAACCUCCUUCUUUAGCUGGUAUUUAACUGGGUGAGAGCAGGGUUUUCUUCCCAGUGCAAAUAGCUCCUCAGGACUACAGCAGAAGUGAGAAGUGUUAAACCCCAUCUCUGUACCUGCUACAUUGCCAGUAAAGUUCAUCAUCCCAGAUGGUUCAGUUUACAUUACUGAAUCCUGCAUGUUAAAUGUAAAGACGCAUUGGUGUUGCAUCUACAUUUGGCCCACAGUUUCAUUCCUUGUUGAACCUCAUGACCUCCUUUAGUGGGCAAACCCCCAAAAGCUGAAUAGAAAGCCAUUAAGUGGAACCUGCAACAAAACGUUGUAGUGUUAAAUUCUCCUGCUUGGUGUGCCUCCUUACUGAACGCUCCAUUCCAAACCUCCAAACCCCGGGUUUUCUGCCCUCCUUCCCCAAAGUCAGCUGCAUUCUAUAACCAAGCAUGGCCAGCCCUCAUUUGCCUGUUUUUGUGUUUCUUCCACACCUUAGGACUCCAUCCUCACCACAAGAUCUUCUAUAUUACUUGUUAAUAUUGUAGUUUUCAGAGCCCACUGACAGGUUCCUCUUGUAGAUGGUGUCAUUUGGCUCCAUAAGCAACCGCACACACAACUGAACAUCAGAAACAGAGAGAAUGAUUUGCCCUGUGAUUGAUAUAGAUUUUGAAUGAAAUGUGCAAAUUCUCUCUCUCUCUCUCUCUCUCUCCCUCAUUCUUGUACUCUACGGCAGGGCAUGACCAUCCGUCCUCUUGUUGACUUGUUAGACGUCACCAGAGAGCAAGAAAGUGCUCCCACCGUGGGAGAACAAAUUCAUAUUCGGGUAAGUUCUCCUUUCUGGGAAAGCAAGGAUGUUUGGAAGAGGGCUAGUGGCUACCAGUCAUGAUAGCUGAGUACUCUCCCCACUCCUGGAGACAGUAUGCCUCUGGAUAUUAAUGAAUGGGGUGCAUAAGUUGGGAGAGAGUGCUGUUGUGCUCGUGUUCCAGGUAUCAGGCUUCCACUGUGAGAACCAGAACCUGGACUAGAUAGGUGUUUAGGCUGCUCCAGCAAGGCUUUAUGUAUUUAUACCACCUUGAACUCCUUGAAAGAAAGUAUAAUCGUAAAUGUAAGUGUAAUAGUAAUUUAUUUAUUUAUUUCAUUUUUAUCCCACCCUUUCCCCAGAAGGCGCUCAAGGUGGAGUACAUGGUUCUCAGCCUCCUAAUUUAAUCCCCACAUCAACCCUGUGAAAUAGGUUAGGCUGAGAGGCAGGGAUAGGACCUGCCCAAUAGUUUUUGGUGCCUGAGGUGAACCCCAAAAUGGUGGCCCCCCAACCUCCAGGGAAGAAGGGCCAAGUUAAUAUCUACAUGAGGAACAAGGGGUGGGACGGGACUAAAAAUCAGCAUCAGGAUAUGCUGCCCCUGUGGAUCCUGCCACCUGGGGUGGUUGCCUCACUUGGAGAUGCCAGGGAUCGAACCUGGGACCUUCUGCAUGCAUAGCAGCUGCUGUUCCACCGGAGCCCUUCCCUGGCAUUUCCUGCGGGUGGGGUGGGGUGGGGUGGGGACCCUGCAUACAUGGCAGCUGAGUAUGUGUCACAUUCAAAGUAAAUUCAGAAUCUACUUCUGCACAAGGUCUUAACUGGUGAUUAUGGUAUGACAUUCCAGAAAAGGAUGUUUGCGCGUCGAGGUCCCCCAGGCCACCCCAAUAACUCACACUUCACACAUCAAUUUUUCUUUAAGGUUUUUGGCAUGAAUUUGGCCACAACUUUAUUUAAAUACACACACGUGAAUGGUUGCUUAGGCAUUGGUUACGACUAUCUGUCCUUGCCCCAGGGACAGAACUGACUUCCAGAUUCCAGUGGAAGCCAGUAUGGGAGAACCAUAUGGGGAGAAAUGAAGCUGGGCAUCAGUCCCUCAUCUCUCACCCUCAUGCCCCCUGGGGCUUGCACGGCCCAAGUCCGAUGCCAGGGACUAGGACAAAAGGGAUGGCAAGCCUCUGGAUUCUUUUAACGGAAUUCCCUUUCAGCACCACCAUUGGAGGGGUAGGCACAGCCAAAUCCAUACCCCUCCACCAAUCAAUUUUAACCAAUGCCUAACCGCCAACCUUACAAGUUGUGACGAUUUGCUACGCAGUAGGCAAAAACCAAAUGGCAACAGCCCAUCAGCCAAAUGGACAAAAUUCCUACCAGGCCCCUGCCCCAAGGCAGACGACCCCAUGACAGGCAUAGCAAGGUCAGAGGACAACGAACCCCCCCACACUUUUCAGGGAGGGUGGGCGGGUGAUCCGGUGCACGCAGCCCAAGAGAAGGCCCCAGGCUGCGAGCCCUGUAUUCAAGACCUCUGACCCCUCCCACACUUUAGCAACAUAACAUUCUCCCCAGCAACACUCCUUGCCCAAUCACAGCAUGUGGCCAAUUUGCCCAACAACAGUGUGGUGGCCUUUUUGGCCCCCACCGCAACACGUGCUCUCUAUUAUGGAGAACACGCUUUACAACACUCUUAACUGAUGUAGUGCUUUUUGUUAUGUUUGUUUCCCUCUCCCACCACCAGUUUUUUAUAUAUUUAAUAAGUGCACAAAAUUGAGCAUUUUAAGGAAAGGCAGUUGAGAAGAUAUCUACCAGUGGAGGAUUAAAUGGGAAGCUAUAUAGGCAAAUUUCCUUUUUAAAAAAAUUGCAGUUGUCGCCAGUGGCGUAGCGUGGGUUGUCAGCACCCGGGGCAAGGCAAGUAAUUUGCGCCCCCUAACCCGUGGAUUUUAGCAGGGGGCAGAGAGCUGCGAGUGUGAGCGCACCCCCCCAGAUGUUGCACCCGGUGUGGCCGCCCCCCCGCACCCCCACGCUACGCCACUGGUUGUCUCCUUUGCCAAAAAUGUGGUGUUGUUUUAUCUGUGGGCUGAUAAAAGUGUGGGCUGAUAAAACUGUGGGCUGUGGGCUGUCUCUUAGAGUGCAUACUUUAUGCAACAGCAAUACAGUUUAUGUAGCAAAAUCCUCUCUCUCUCUCUCUCUCUCUCAUUUAGUUCUUGGAUCAUUUAUUGGCUGGCAUAGAAGAUAUAUCAGGACACUGGGGACAGUAUUAUUGGAAAGACAAGUAAGGAUUUGAUAACAAUACAAGUCUCUACAUGUGUAAGUGUAAGAAAUAAAAUCCACAAGCCUGAUUUCUGUUUUCACAAAGUCCCUGCUAGGGGUGGCUCAGCGCUGCUUGAUGGCUGCACCACAAAAUGGGACAGCUUUUCCCUUUUCUUCCUCUUUUUCUUUCAACAUGAAACACAAGACUCGAUUGUUUGGAAGAUAAGUUUCUUUACAAAAGAAAAGAGUUUCCCCAUUGCUAGGUGUUGCUCACCCUCUGAGCAUUAGAACAUUUUUCACAGUGGCACCAUCAAAGAGUCAGUAAAAAAGAUUCUUCAAAGCCAAGAUGGUUAUUGCAGAUGGGUUUCUUCCACACUUUCAGGAUAAAAUACCAAUUUCCUUCACUGGGUUUAGGAGAACUAAUUCCUUUUAAACAAGGGAGGAGGACUGCAUGCAUGGGGAUCAAAUAUGGCCCUCCAGGUCUCUCUCUGUUUGACCCCAUGUGAACCUUCCUUGGUCACACCCUAUUUUCAGCCACACCCUCUUUCCUAGGCCAUGCCCCUCAUCAGGCCUACUUAAUCACAGAAUCACAGUUUUAUAGAGUUGGAAGGGACCAUGAGGGACAUCUAGCCCAUCCCCCUGCAAUGCAGGAAUCUUUUGCCUAAUGUGAGGCUUGAACCCACAACCCUGAGAUUAAGAGCCUGAUCUGUCCUUCAGCUCCAUCUCCUUGAGUGUUUUUGCCUGGCUGGGAUGUGUCAUUGAAUUCUGGUAACACUUCUUGCUGGCCUGAAUGGAGGGUAGAGAGGGAUGCAUGGACAAAGAAAUUAGCCUUCUGCACAUAGGUGAAAUUCUCAUUUUUUGCUCUGUCCACACUUUGCCUCUGGUCGCACCCAACACUGUCAUGGGGCCUUGGAAGGUUGCCCAAAAAGGAAUGCAGCUUGCCAGCCUGUGCUGCUCCUUGCCACUUUGGUUUCUUGAGCCUGAGACAGAGGGAAGGGCUUGGGUUCAGGUGGAAACCAACUGUUCCUCCAGCACCUUCUGCAGCAGGCAUGGCCAAACUUGGCCCUCCAGCUGUUUUGGAACUACAGUGGUGCCUCGCAAGACGAAAUUAAUCCGUUCCGCGAGUCUCUUCGUCUUGCGGUUUUUUCGUCUUGCGAAGCACGGCUAUUAGCGGCUUAGCUGCUAUUAACGGCUUAGCGGCUUAGCGGCUUUAAGAAAAAGGAAACAAACUCGCAAGAACUCGCAAGACGUUUCGUCUUGCGAAGCAAGCCUAUAGGGAAAUUCGUCUUGCGGAAUGACUCAAAAAACGCAAAACCCUUUCGUCUAGCGAGUUUUUCGUCUUGCAAGGCAUUCGUCUUGCGGGGCACCACUGUACAGUUCCCAUCAUCCCUGACCACUGGUCCUGUUAGCUAGGGAUGGUGGGAGUUUUAGUCCCAAAACAUCUGGAGGGCCAAGUUUUGCCAUGCAUGUUCUAGAGUAACUAACUUGCCUGCCAAAGACCUCCGGGCCUUGGGCAUUCCCAGGUACACCUUCUAUCCAUAAGCCUUACUUACAGAACUUGAUCCAAAACAGACACAAAACAAUCACAUCCAAAUAGCUGCAUAAAAUCAUGUGCUUAUGCCACCAUAUUCUUGAUUUCCAAUUACUUAGCUUUCCUGACAGACUUCCGUCUUCCUCAAUGCGGGUCUGUCUUAUCUUUUUGUUAAUCUGCUUCUUUGGUCAUUUCCCCAUUUCCUCUGUUAUCUAUAUGCUAUACUUAGAAUCUGUCUUGUAAUUUGCGAAAUUUAAUCAAAGCAUGUCCAGAUUUUGACUUGGGGACAAUGCUUUUUUAAAAAUAUUCUCUAUAAGUUUCCCACUCCUUUUUGAACUUUUGGUUUGGCUGUCUCCUAAUUGUCUCUGUCAUUUUAGCCAAUUCUAGAUAUUCCAAUAAUUUAUCCUGCCAUUCCUCUUUUGUUGGUACUGAUUCUUCUUUCCAUUUUUGGGCAUUCAGUAUUCUCGCUGCUGUUGUAGCAUAUAGAUUCAGAUAUUCUCCUUUUUUCAUUUGGAAUAUCUGAAUCUAAAAUGCCCAAGAGGAAGGCUUCUGGUUUCUUUAUAAAAUUUUGCUUAAACAUUUUUUUUCAAUUCCUCAUAAAUAAUAUCCCAGAAAUUCUUAUUUUUUUGCAGCCCCACCACAUAUGAAACAAUGUCCCUUCUGCCUGUUUACAUCUCCAGCAAGUAUUAGAUCUCAUUUUAUACAUUUUGGCUAGUUUGCUGGGAGUUAUAUACCACCUAUAGAACAUCUUCAAGAAAUUUUCCUUUAGUGUGUAACAGGCCGUAAAUUUCCAUUCUUCGUUCCAUAAUCUUUCCCAUGCUGACAAUUGGAUAUUCUUACCAAAAUCUUUUGCCCACUUAAUCAUUACUUCUUUCACCUCUUCAUCUUUCACCUCCCACUCCAAAAGAAGCUUGCACAUUCUAGAUAUUACUCUUUUCUUAUUUUGUAUUAAUUCUUUAUCUAAUUUUGAUUCUUCUGUUGCAAAACCCUUUUUCCUAUCUGUCUUAAAAACCUCAUUUAAUUGGUAAUAUUAUAGCCAGUCCGUUAGGUGAUGUCUGAUUUUUUUGAAUUUUUUCAUUUUCAAUUGGUUAUCUUCUUCUUCUAAUAGGUCUUUGUAUGUGGCUCAGUUUGUUUCCAUAUUUUUUCUUUUCACUGCAAUCGCCUCCAGAGGGGAGAGCCACCAGGGAGUUUUUAGUUCCAAUAAAUCUUUAUACUUCUCCCAUACCUUAUAUAGUGGCUUCCUUAUGAUAUGAUUCAGGAAGCCUCUAUGAGUUUUAACUUUUUCAUAUCCCAGGUAGGCAUGCCACCCAAAGCAAUUAUCGAAACCUUCCAAAUCUAGUAAAUCUGAGUUCUGCAAUGUCAUCCAUUCUUUUAGCCAACAUAAGCAAGCUGAUUCAUAAUAAAGUUUCAGAUCUGGCAGUGCAAAUCCCCCUCUGUUCUUAUUGUCUAUUAAUAAUUUGUGUUUAAUUCUAGGUUUUUUUGCACUGCCAGAUAAACCUUGAUAUGUCUUUCUGCCAUGUCUUGAAGUUUCCCAUUCCCCCUCUCACCUGGAUCAUCUGAAACAUGAACAUCAUCUUUGGGAGUAUAUUCAUUUUUACUGUGAAUACUCUCCACCAAAGCGACAGGUUCAGCCUGUUCCAUAUUUCUAAAUCCUUUUUAAUUUCCUUCCGUAUCUUUAUAUAAUUAUCGUUGAAUAAAUUGCUAUUUUUAAUUGUAAACCAAAUUCCCAAGUAUUUGACCUCGUUAAUUAUUGUCAGACCUGAAAUUAUUUGCAAUUCUUCUUUCACCCGCGCUUGCAUAUUUUUUUCCAACAGUUUGUUUUUAUUUAUAUUUAUUUUAAAUCCCGCCACCUUCCCAAAUUCAUAAAUUCUUUCUAAAAAAAAUAUUUGUAAACUUUCUGCUGGGUUUUUGGUAGUUAUUAUAAGAUCAUCUGUGAAGGCCUUUAUUUUGUAAGGUUUACUUCCUACUACUAUUCCUUUUAUUUCUGGGUCUUUUCUUAUUGCAAUUGCCAGUGAUUCUAAGACCAUAAUAAACAGAAGAGGUGACAAUAGGCAACCUUGCCUAGUCCCUUUCAUUAUUUUAAAACCUUUUGUUAUUUCAUUAUUUAUAAUCAGUUUUGCUCUCUUAUUUUGUUAUAGUGUCUCUAUGCCUCAGACGCUUAAUUAUCAUACAUUGUUAGUGCGCAUAGAAAGAGUGCAGGAGCAGGGCUUUCAGAAGUAUUUUAGAAUUCCAAUUCCUUUAUGGUAAUCUUUGCUGAGAUCAUUAUAUGGACAGAAAUAAAGCUUAAUUCUCUCUCUCUCUCUCUCUCUCUCUCUGUCUCUCUCUCUCUCUCCCCUCCCUCCCAAAUUCCCUGGACAGAUUGGAAUACUUCAAUAGCAAAUAUCUCCAGAAAUUUUUGCUCCGGGAAUAUGUGCAGCCCAAAUCGAGCAUUGUGCUCCUAUAUGAAAAGCUGGAGAGGAAACAUGCCAUUGAGCUAGCUGAAGCAGGGCAGCUCAUUUGCGGUCCAACCCAUAGCUCAUUGCUGUAAGUGGAUUUUAACAACAACAACAACAACAACAACAACUUAUCCAUCUCAGGAACGUAGCAACCUGCCUUAUCCUGAGUCAGAUCACAGGCUCACCUAGCCAAGUACCCUCUACUUAUUUUUAUUUGUUUAUUUUAUUUAUUACUUUUAUGCCCCACCUUUAUCUUCCAAGGAUCUCAAGGUCGUGUACAUUGUUCUCCUCCUCCCCAUUUCAUCCUCCCAACAUCCCUGUGAGGUAGGUUAGGCUAAGAGAUGGUGACUGGCUCAAGGUCACCCAGUGAGUUUCAGGGCUGAGUGGUUGUUAGACUACAGCUCCUGGCAUCCUUGACCGUAGGCCAUACUGGCUGGGACUGACCGGAGGUCAGCAACAUCUGAUGAAGGGUUGCAGGUUGGUCUACUUGGAUUGCCAGCAGCUCUCCAGGGUCUAGGGCAGAGGUCCCUUUCCCAGCACUGCCCAUACACCAGACCAUUUUCCUAUCAACUUGUUGCCAUAUACAGAGUAUUUUAAUCUUCAUGUGUGCCAGGCUAUUACUCUGCACUUCCUUGCAUGUUAUAAGCAGGUACUGGGGGAGGAGGUAUGGAUGGAUGGAAAGAAAGAUCACUCUGUUUCCAGUUCAUGCCGCUCUGCACAUCAGUGGUAGAACAUCUGUUUUGCAUUCAGAAGGUCCCAAGUUCAACCCCUGGUUUCUCCAUGUAAGCCUGGGAAAAACUCCUAUCUGAACUCAUGGAGAGCUGUUGCCAGUCAGUAUAGACAAGAUGGAACAAUGGUCUGACUCAGUAUACGGCAGCUUCCCAUGUUCCAGUGUCCUGUUUCUGCAUUAAAGGGUGAUUGCAAAUAAAUAACUCCGGAGAGAAAUUCAUAUUUAAAUGCCUACUUCUAAAUGCCUUUUCUCUCAAAACACUGCAUUAAAAAAUGUACUUUGAUAUGUGUUUUGAGUUGAGAACUGUGCUGCAGUGUUUGGCAAAGUACAAAUGCCAAUAGACAGCUAUGUUGCAACCCACACAUGAGUCCCAGAGGUACAAAUCGGAUUGGUUUGUUCUUAAAUUGAGAAAGAUCGAAUGCCUCAAGCAUCCCUUCCGUGUGAAAUGUUGGGGAAAGAACAUAGUUUAGAUGUAGAUAAUAUGUCUUGUAUGCGGAUGAGCCAAGGUCCAAUCCUGCAGUUAAAAGGAACAAGCAGCUUAUUAUUUUGUUAGCAGGUAUCAUGAGCCCCAUGCCCUCUGGACACUUCAGCAGAAGUAACCUGAGUUUUGGAAAAAAUACACAGAGCUGAAGAAGGAUUGUGAAGGGCUGUUGCUUUUCCAGCUUCCUCCUUCAGCUCUGUGUACUUCUCAAGGGAAUAGAAGGCAUACAUACCACUUCAUGAUGCGGGGAAAGGAAUUCCAGAGGCUUUGUGGGCACCAGAGGAGAACUUCCAAGCAUAGCAUCACACCCACAGGAGCUACACUUGGAGACUCACAGGUGCUCAACAACUCUGACUUGGUACAAAGUACCUUCCUGUGCAAUCUUUAAAGAAAACCUGUUUCAGUAGCAAGGCUGCAUAUACACACCAUGCAUUUAAAUGCAGGCUAAACCACAGAGACUAGGGCUUGCCAAUCAGAAGGUCGGCGGUACGAAUCCCCAUGACGGGGUGAGCUCCCAUUGCUCGGUCCCUGUUCCUGCCAACCUAGCAGUUUGAAAGCACGUCAAAGUGCAAGUAGAUAAAUAGGUACCGCUCUGGCGGGAAGGUACACGGCAUUUCCGUGCGCUGCUCUGGUUUGCCAGAAGCGGCUUAGUCAUGCUGGCCACAUGACCCGGAAGCUGUACGCCGGCUCCCUCGGCCAGUAAAGCGAGAUGAGCGCCGCAACCCCAGAGGCAGCCACGACUGGACCUAAUGGUCAGGGGUCCCUUUACCUUUAUUUCCCCCAAAGAACCCUGGGAACUGUACUUUAAUAAAUGGUGUAGUUCCUGCAGGAUUCUGUAAUGGGAAAGAAUACACUUUAAAUGUAAUUUAAAGGGGUAUGUGCAGAAAGACAAGAGUCUCUCUGUGUCCUACAAAGCAUGCUGCAGCAGUAGAACGGAACUCGCUCUCUCCUUCCAGCUUUAAUGUCCAUUUUUGAAGGUCAGUAACCGGUUGUCCUCUUACCUCAUAUAAAGCAUCUUUAUAAUAUUCUAUUUCUCUCUUCCCCGCCCACUGUAGCAACAAUGACAAACACCCCACCACAGUCAAUGACUCGGACAGUCUCAAUCUAGAUGUGGUGGAUGAUAUCCAGAAGAUAUUGGAAAGGAACCUGUACAAAACAAGGAGAACCGUGAGCUUUUUUUCUUUAGUUGAUAGCAAUAGCUGUGUAAACAAAAAUGUGGCUGGGUCUGUCUGAGCCACCAAUGCUAAUUUCCUACAAUUGCCUUAAAGUGACAUUCAUUUCCCCCCAAUGUUGCAUUGUUUGAGGGUACUGUGAGAAACUUAAUGGCGGUUCAGAUAAUGCGACCAUAGGCUAAUGAUGCCACGGCUGCUGCUGCUCAUUUCAGCUCAGUGGUGGUCAGUGCUCACUGGGACUGGUAGGGUAGAAUUCAGGGAGGCCAACAGUAGGUGGCGCCAGAACCAUGGAUAGGUGGAGCCAAGGAUUCUAGUUUUCUCCCCAUCCUCCUCCCUGCUGAAUUAUCCAAGGUUAACACUGAGACCUAGGAGGAGAAAGGGGUCACAGGCAGUGUUGCCACUCCCUGGAGAGGUUGUAAGUAAGAAGGCAGACAGGUGGGGACUGGUAGAGGGCAAACUAAGGUUUCGGGGGGAGUGCUCCAUUCACACUAAUGAACCAGCAUCUACUGCUGCCACUAUCACAAGCACAGUUGCUGUCCACUGUGGUACACCAGCAUAGAAUCAUAGAAUUGUAGAGCCGGAAGGGACCACAAGAGUCAUCUAGUCCAACCCCCUGCAAUGCAGGAAUCUUUUGGAACCUCCCUUGGAAGUGACUUGCAGAAAAGGGUCUCUGAAAAUAGCCUAAGGGUCCUGGCAAGCAUGCCUUGAACUUCUUGGAGAGGUAAAGCAGGAUAUAAAUAUAACAUAUAAUAAAUGAACCAAUCUACAAUGGACAGAUGAGUCGGCUCCGCUGGGUAAAGAAGAAAGAAAGAAGCGUUAGCAAUUAACAUGUCUUGCUUGCAUUGUGUAUUACCAGGUGCCAGCAUACAACAGGCACACUCUGCCUGGAGAAACAGAACCAGUGGAGCAAGCAAAGGAGAUCUUGAUCCUCAGACACAAGAGCUGGCAGAUCCACAUGAACAGAAGUGACUCGGAUCGCUUGAGCAAAGAGGUACAAGCCAGGGUGGGCGCAUUGAAACAGAUUCAAAUUAAGUAAGCUUUAAGGGACGCGGGUGGUGCUGUGGGUUAAACCACAGAGCCUAGGACUUGCCGAUCAGAAGGUUGGCGGUUCGAAUCCCCGCGAUGGGGUGAGCUCCUGUUUCUCGGUCCCUGCUUCUGCCAACCUAGCAGUUCGAAAGCACGUCAAAGUGCAAGUAGAUAAUUAGGUACUGCUCCGGCGGGAAGGUAAACAGCGUUUCCGUGCGCUGCUCUGGUUCGCCAGAAGCAGCUUAGUCAUGCUGGCCACAUGACCCGGAAGCUGUACGCUGGCUCCCUCGGCCAAUAAAGCGAGAUGAGCGCUGCAACCCCAGAGUCGGCCAUAACUGGACCUAAUGAUCAGGGGUCACUUUACCUUUUUUAAGUAAGCUUUUACUCCAGUUACAGUUCUCAGUCCUCCUGACCUUAUGGCAGGGGUGGGGGAACCUUUUUCAUCCUGGGGGGGCCACAUGCCCUGAUGGACAACCUUACAGGGGCUUCAUGGCAGUGGUGCACAGUGCCAGAGGUAAAAGUAGCUAGAGUAGAAAGUGUUCAUCUUACCUUUGUACAUUAUAGCUAUGCAAAAGUCAAGAGGUUUCUGCAUGUACUCCAUCCUCCACAAAGGCAAGCUAAAGCCAUUGUUGCAGUUCAGGGACACAUUUGAGCUUAGCAAAGGCACUUAUGGAGGGCGUGGAGAAUGGCCAUUGAGGGAUGCAGACUGGGGGUAGGUAGUGUAGACUGGGAAGAGUCCUGAGGACCACAGAGAGACACAGGCAUAAAGCUCUCCAGCAGAGAUUUAAAAUAGUAGUAACAAAAACAUGCGGCAAAGUAAAUUGACUCCUUAAAAGGUUUCUUUCCAAAGUUUCCCUCUUUCAUCAGCAUAGGAAAAGACCACAGGUAAGUUAAAAAAACAGUUUACUUACAAACUUCUCAAAAGGUCAGAUUAAUAUGCUUCAGAAAAUUGCACAGGCAUUAAACUUGGCUUAGUUGCAAAGUGGUGACAGUUAUUAAUUAUUGGUAUAGGAACCCAAGAGUGGCUUGUGUGAGCCUUGCGGCAAACCAGCACAAACCACCUCACCUGUAGUCUGCAGUCAUACAAACCAGACACAGGUUUAUUCAUUUGGUGACAAGUCUCAGGAGAAUGUAGCACAAUAUUUCGGUGUGGCUAACUCUCCAUGAUAACUCUUCAGUGACAACCAGGCCCGGUUUCACAUGGGGUGCUAGUCUUCUUCUCACCACAAGAUGGAGCCAUUACAAUUAUUAUGUUUACAAGAAGAAGAAAAACACACAGAAAGAAUCUUGGGAAAACCAUAGGGAAAUAAUUGUAAAUUGUGAAGUAUUAAACAUAAUGGUUAGGAGGGUCAUAUGUAGUUUUAAAAAAAAGUUGGGAGAAUGAAAUGAAAUAUCUUAUUUUGGUUUGUGUUUGUGAAUUAUUUAUUGUGAAUUAUUGUGAAGUUGUUAUCUCGGUCAUUUCUGGUUGUACUGUGAUUUUAAAUUAUUGUAGGCUGCCCUAAAUGGUGCAUGGACAUGGAACAGAUAAAGAAACAAUACUUAUUUUAUAUAAAAAAAUUAAAAGGACUGGCCAACCUAUAAAAAUGUGUGUGUGUGUGUGGACUUAAGCUUAAGGGAGUGGACAGACUUGGUGAAACUACUACAUUUUAUGGGACCCCUUAAACUUGAUUGACUUUGGAAAGAACCAAGGCUUUGGGAGUAGAACAUCUGCUUUGCAUGCAGGGGGUCUGAAAUUCAGUUUCCAGCACCUCCAGGUUGGGCUGGGAGAGACCCCCUUUCUGAAAUUGUGGGGGGCUACUGCCAGUCUGUGUGGACAGUAUUGAGCUAGAUGGACCAAUGUCUUGACUCGGUACUAGGCAGCUUACUGUGUUCCUUGUACACCAGAGUCAGGGUCAAAAGACAGAUAGACAGACAGAAUUAAAGAACAGGGUGCUUCUGUGCACAUUUUGAGUCUGGGAAUUUGCUGUCGGAGUCUGAAGGGAACUUGCACUCCUUUCUGUCACGUCCACUCCCAGUUACACCAAGUCUUCUAAAUUUCACAUGUCCCCUCCAUACAUCAUUUUUAUUGUCCUGUUGCACGCCACCCAAAUCUCUGAGUGGUGGGAGAUUCCAGGGGUUCCAGGCAUUUAACCAGUGUCCGGCUUCCUCGGAAUGAGAGACAGCAGAAACCGCCUUGUCUUCAGGAUAUAUGGUCUAUUGAAACAUAUAUGCAAUGAGCAUCUAUGUAACCUGCUAGAGGGGCUCACAGCAUUAACACUCCAAUAAGGAGUGUUCUUCCAUAGCCACAGCCUUGAAUUUGAACAGGAAUCAAGCAUCUCUCUCCCUCUCAGGUUUCUGUCUGCCUUCUGCUUCUAGUCCAGCUCUCUCUCACACACUUGAACUCCCACCUUUUUCCUUCUAACUACCUACCAGUUUCCUGCCAACCUAGCAGUCCAAAAGCACAUUUAUUGGCUCCCUUGGCCAAUAAAGCGAGAUGAGUGCCACAACCCCAGAGUUGGCCACAACCCCAGAGUUGGACCUAAUGGUCAGCAGUCCCUUUACCUUUACCUUACCUACUAGUUGAGGAAGGCCUCCCCCCCCCCCCCCAUUUGACCAGAGCCACAGAGCCAGUUCCUUUGUUACCCUAUCAACCCAUAUUUUAGGUCAUUACCAAGAAGCCGGUCUGGCUAUUCCAACAAUUUAAUCCUUGCUGGACCCAGGAAUUAGGAGAGUCUCAGGCAUGCAGUCUACCCUCCCCUGCCCCCAAACUCACAAAUAGUACAUUCAUGAUUAUUUGUGCUCACGGUGCACUUGGAGCAGUUAUGCAUUUAGUACUGUACUGUUUUCACCUGCAAAAGUUGUGUGGUGGGGUGCACGGACUACUUUGUUCCUAUUUAGUGUAAGUCUCAUAACUUCCUGCUGAAAUACUGUUAACUUUUUAUACAGUGGUACCUCGGGGUGCGAACGGGAUCCGUUCUGGAGCCCCGUUCGCAUCCAGAAGCAAACGUAACUAGCGACGGCAUGCCUGCGCACGCACGUGCCGCUUUUCGCUACUUCUGCGCAUGCGCGUGAUGUCAUUUUAAGCGUCUGCGCAUGCGCAAGCGGCGAAACCCGGAAGUAAUGCGCUCUGUUACUUCUGGGUUGCUGUGGAGCGCAACUCGAACGCGCUCAACAUGAAGCAUAUUCAAACCAAAGUAUGACUGUACUGCAAAUUUUCCAUUUAUUUAUUUUUUGUCCCACUUUGGUUGUGCUGUCGUGCAAGAGUGCCUUUCCAAAAAACAAUAAUGUUCUCACUUUGGGAAGCAUUGCAGAACAACCAGUGCUUUUUUUCUAGAAAAAUGUUCAGGAGUACUCUCAUUUUGACUCAAAUCAAAAACCACCAUUUUAUAGUUCAAAUUGGGAAAAAUAAAUAUUGUAAAUGGACAAAAGUACAAAGAUUCACAAAAUGUUUAGGGGUACGUGUACCCCCGCAUCCCCCCCCCAGAAAAAAAGCGCAGAGAACAACCAAUAAAGGCCUAUGGGAAGCCUUAUACUAGGCCUUAAACCCUUGGUUCAUCUAGUUCAGUAUUGUCUACACUGACUGGUAGUAGCUCUCCAGGGCUUCAGGCAGGGAACCAUUCUCAGCUCUACCUGGAGAUGUCAGGGACUGAACCUUCUGCAUGCAGAGCAGGUGUUCCACCACUGAACAAAGGCUUCAUGUUUCUUUUUUUCCUACUAGGAAAAAAUAUAUAUUAAGCACCAUAUAGGUAACUCUAUUCCCCCUCCCCAGGAAAGUUUGCAGAAGCUGUGUGGUCUUUAGGUCAGGAAAAUGACAGAAAACAAUCUCUCUCCCAGUGCCACUUCUUUGACCAACACCAGAGUCUCCCUCCUCCUUUAAAUUACCGUAUAUCUAUAGAAAACCCUCAACAACAGUAAAGCCCAGGAGAUCUAAUGACUCACCUUCUGCAUUAUAUCUGCUUUUGGGUCCUAAGUUGAAUAAUUCAUUUUUUUAUUGCUAAAACUAUUACCAUCACACAAAACCAAUUCCAUCUAUACAUACAAAUUUAAUGAAAUCAUACAAAUAACAUAGGACAGGUUUAUUUGAUAUCCUAUUUCUGAUAUUCAGAGGAGACUGCUUCUGCUUAGGCUACCAAAAUGGCAGGGUCCAUGAACAAAAGGGAGGCAUCAGCAGGAUUGUGGGAACUCAAGCGCUUGCUGAAGGACAUAAAAAAGUAUUUAGGAAGAAGAAGCGGUGGAGGGGGGGGGACCCAAGUACAUAUCCUCCAAGUGUCCCGAUUUUCCAGGGACAGUCCCAGAAUUAUGAAAGCAAUCCCUGCUUCUGAUUUCAUCCUGGAAUGCCCCUAUUUCCUUUUGCCACUGAGCUUGAAGAUAAGGAUGAGACAGUGGAGUAAUGCGUGUGUUGUUGUUGUUUUUAAAAAGAAUCACAUAAUCAAGCAAAUAGUUUGCAGGCCAUUAACUAUGUCAAACUGUAUCAAAUGAAUCCAAAUGCUAGAAAUCCCCAACAUUGCAAACCAGUUGCUUUAAAAAAAAAAUAAAAAUCCAACAAAUAAAAUACAUUUCACCAUAAACUUCAGGUUUGAUUAUUUUGCCCAUUGAAAACACCGAGGCAUAGGAAGGUCCCCUUACACUGAAUCAGACUACUGGUCCAUCUAGUAUUGUCAACUCUGUAGGGUUUCAGCUCUGCUUGCAGAUGCCAGGGAUGGAACUUGUGUGCACAGCAAUGAUUCUAUCACUGAGCUAUGGCUGUUUCUCAGUAGAUCUACCCUGAAUAUAUGUAUAUGAAGCUGCUUUUUUGGGUCCCACCAGUGACCCUCUAGCUUUGUAUUGUCUAUGCCGACUUGUAGUGACUCUCCAAAGUUUUGGGCAGGGAUCUCUCACAGUCCUGCUAGGAGAUGCUGGGAAUUGAACAUAGCACCUUUUGCAUGCAAAACAUGCGCUCUACCACUGAGCUAUGGUCCUUCCCCAAACUGGAGCUUAAAGAAAGAAGGGGGAGAAUGACCAAUUCUUGAACAUCCUUUCUACCCUUGAUGACCUUUUCAGCUUGAAGAGACACACGCACACACAUACACAGAGUGUGCUGCUCAGAAACAAUCAAAAUAGGAUUUGGAAGGCUUAUGCCCUGCAUGGUGCCUUGCAUGUGUUUUAUUUUUUGCAAUUGUAUCUCCAUAAAAGUCCUUUUGGGACCUCAUUUGGAUGACCUUCUCAGGAGUCAUUCAACUUCUGUACAACCAUGAAUCCUAUUGUUAUUACAAUUGCAGAGACAUUGAAAAACAAUGGGCAAAGAGCACAGGGUCCCUUUUUACUAGUGAAAAGAAACAAAAGCAAACAUGGAAAAAAUAUGAAUUGGGAAGUAUCCAGACUUAUUUGGCAGCCCUUACUCUGGGCCCUAGCUGCCAGAUCACACAUCCAUCAGAGGCUUACACUCUGCUUUAGAAACAUAGCAGGCAUAUUUAGGCUUUCAAUGUGGGAACAAUAGUUCUUGAGGAAUGCAGAUUAGUGCUUUAGCAAAAGGACAUGGCACUCAUUUGCACGAGUCUCUUGACUAGCAAGCCCUCCACUGGCUUCUCGUCACAGAGCCAAGGAACACCUCUGCAAAGACAGGCCAAGUUUCUGUUCGAUUUUGUGUCGAUUGGCAAAUCUGCUGCUUUCCAGAUUAGGUUGGACAACUGUGUCCAAGGUAGAUUGGACUUUCUGCGUCACCUUAAAAAAUGUAUGAUCUGUAAACAUCACUCCUUGUAAACUGUGAGUCUUGUGUAUUUUUAGAAGUCUUUUUCUUAUCUUGGCGAAAAAGGAAAAUAAAUGGAAAUAGGCUGGGUGGGAGAGUAACAGAUGGCUGUUUGUAUGAUCCAACUUAAUGGUAAUCUUCAGGCAAAUGUAGAAUACUGGAGUUGGAAGGGACCACCAGAUGUUUCUUGGACUUUGCUCUCAUCAGCCCUACGGAGGGACACAGGUUCCCCAUCCUUGCCAUAGAUAAUCAAGCUCCCCAACCUAUCGGAAGCUGGAAUCUCAUCCAAAGCCAUCCAUAUGUACCCUUACUUCCAGCCAUGGAUGUAUUUGGCUACUGUGUUUUGCCGUUUAUGGGGCUGCCUUUGGAAACACACUGAAACUUCAGUGCAUACCUCUGCUAAGACUCUGAAUGGGGAAAAGUAUUUGGAUGAUGUACCCAUGUUGUCAUGCCUGACACGUUGGCAGAGGCAUACCUAGGGUCCCUUGCACCCUUGGCAAGAAGCUGUAUUGGCAUUACCUCCCCAACCCCCAUCACCUUUGUGUCACAUUUGAUCUUGCCACAACAGCAGUGGUUCAUUGCCACACAUUUUUGCCAUACACUGCCUAGUCUGAUAGCUGAUUUUUGUGUGUGUCCCCCUUGGCCUCUGUCUCCAGCAGGGGCUGGUUUUGCUAACCCCUAGGUAUGCCUCUGCACAUUGGCUUUUGGUCCAAUGCAGGUUCAGUGACUGAGGUGAUUUUCUAGAGUUCUAAAAUGUGUGAGGUGCCAGCCUCCAUGGGAACAACAGGCUCACUCCUGAGAUAGUCCGUGUGUCUUGCAUUGAAAUUAAUAAUGGUAAAUUUAUUAUUGUGGACACCCAUCUGUCUCGAGAGACAACAGAGUAUGCCUCUGGGGGUGACGUCAAACUGCUGUGUUAGCAGCGCCAAAGUGACUUCCCUGGGGUGCACGCACACUUAAUACAUCUAGAAGAGUUUUAACAUCACCAGGAAAAGCAAUAUCAGCAGAAUAAAACAAUAUACACAUAAAGCAUAUAAAACAAGCAAUAAAAAACAAUGUUUUAAAGCCUGCAACAGUAAGUCCCCAGCGUACAUUUCAAUUUAAAGGUGUUUGGAUUUUUAAAAAGGGGUUUCUUCAUGCAAAUACAGACCUUCCAAGGACCCCUAUUUUCCAGGAACAGUCCUGGAUUUACAGAAACCAUCCUGGUUUCUGAUUUGAUCCCAGAAUGUCCUGCUUUUCCUUCAGACAUCCCUAUUUUCAUCAGAGAAAUGUGGAGGGUAUGGAGUUGUGAGACCCCCAAGCCAAGGAGAUAAGUAACUAUGCAACCUUUAGAAGACAACUGAAGGCAGCCCUGUAUAGGAUUUUUUUUAAUGUUUCAUGGGUGGUAGAUGAUGAUGAUGAUGAUGUCCCUAUUUUCAUUGGAGAAAUGUUGAAGGGUAUGCAAAAAUGUGCUCUUUCAUAUUGCUGGCAUGUUCCCUUGGAGUCUUCUGUGGGGCAUGCUUAACAGGAAGGUGUGAAACUGUAUAGGUAGAUGCACAACAGACCCAUUUAAGCAUAUUACACUGGGGAUGUGGAACCUGUGGCCCUUCAGAUGUUGCCAAACUACACUCCCACCAUCCCUUAUUAUUGGUCACACCGGUUGGGACUGGUGGGAAAUGGAGUCCCCUAACACAGGAUGAGCUUAUCCAUCCCUAUAUUCAGCCUAUUCUCUUUGAAUGUUUUUUCCAAUGUUCAGUUCCAGUAAUUUUGGGUCUAUUAUUUCUAAAUGGUUAAAGGAUCAGACUGUGAAUUAUGUUCUUUCUUCAUUGCAGAAAGAUGAUUCUUAUUCAUCAGAAGGGGCUGAUGGGACUAACCCCAAACCCAAGUUGUGCAGGUCCCUUACUGGUAAGUUGGAAAACUCUGAGCCUAAUUAUCCCAACACUGGUCCAGUUUGAGUUCCACAUGUUUUCUGUGUGAGAAGAUUUCAGAUUCAUUGAUAGGCCUUGAUGCUGACCCUGACCCUUCUCCUAGCCACCAGAUGCUUUUUGGUAAGUGACAGGAAAAUCGUUCUUGCUGAAAAUGAAAAAGGGCAGUUGCUGGAAACUUCAGGUGGGAAGAGUGCUGUUGUUGCUUGGGUCUUACUUAUGGGUUUCCCAGAGGCAUCUUGUUGGAGGCUGUGUGAGCUAGAUCCACCUUCCUGAUCCAGCAGGCCCUUCUCAGGUUCUUAUGUUCAGAUGCUGGUGUGUGAGUUUGGCAAUGCAAUGGUGUUUUGAUGUUGUUUCACCUCCUUUGACUAAUAAAAGUAUAAUUGCAACAGGUUUUUAUACAUGUAUAUGUAAUGGUUUUGUACUACUACUUAGAAGCCUACUUUGGCAUUAAGUAGUAGUAGUAGUGCGGGACGCGGGUGGCGCUGUGGGUUAAACCACAGAGCCUAGGACUUGCCGAUCAGAAGGUCGGCAGUUUGAAUCCCCACGACGGGGUGAGCUCCCGUUGCUCGGUCCCUGCUCCUGCCAACCUAGCAGUUCAAAAGCACCUCAAAGUGCAAGUAGAUAAAUAGGUACCGCUCCGGCGGGAAGGUAAAGGGUGUUUUCGUGUGCAGCUCUGGUUCACCAGAAGCGGCUUAGUCAUGCUGGCCACAUGGCCCGGAAGCUGUAUGCCGGCUCCCUCGGCCAGUAAAGCGAGAUGAGCGCCGCAACCCCAGAGUCGGCCACGACUGGACCUAAUGGUCAGUGGUCCCUUUACCUUUUACCUUAGUAGUAGUAGUAGUAGCAGCAGUAGUAGUAGUAGUAGUAGUAAUGUUUCUAAUCAGGCACAUAUCUUUCCUUCUUUCCUACAGCCAGGCAUUCUAGAAAAGCCCCGAGUGUGAAAUCUAACAGAUCAAAGUCAGUUGGUUUUAUUAUACCUCUGCAGCCAAGUACUACCCGCUGGGUUAAUGACGAAGAAACUGGGAAAAGGCCAAUUUCAGAAGAGAAGUAA
This is a messenger RNA of Podarcis lilfordi (Lilford's wall lizard), 32430 nucleotides long. The record is from the annotation of a GenBank genome assembly. NCBI's taxonomy places the organism in Eukaryota, Metazoa, Chordata, Lepidosauria, Squamata, Lacertidae.